CCAUCCUACCACAUGAUGACGCAUGACGUUUACAGCGCUUACGAUUGGCUGAGCAGACCGAGACAGGUAGUGAAGUGCCAAUGGCCGGGGUCCAUGGACAAAAACAACAGACUUCAUAGUACUGUACCCCUGUGCAACACACUGGGUGACCACCACAAAUCCUUGUUGCAAUAUAUCCGGAACUGCACUGCAGUGUUGGAGAGCUGUCUUAGGAAGUCAAACAUGAGGCUGUGCUCUCCUCUUCUGCUCUGCCUGGUAACAGCAGCCCUGUCCACUGCCUUCCUGAUUUCACCUCCACACAUGUGGACCAAACUGAUCCUGACGCACCACUGGCCAAGCACCUUCUGUAGUAUGGAACAUCCAGCAUGUCAUCCCAACAUUAGCUACUGGACACUGCAUGGACUCUGGCCAGAUAAAGGGAUCGACUGCAAUUCAUCGUGGCAUUUCAAUUCUUCUCAAAUCGAGGACCUGCUUCUAGACAUGAAGAAGAGUUGGCCUGACUUGCGUAACCCCCUGUCUGCUGGAUUCUGGAAAUAUGAGUGGCACAAACAUGGUACAUGUGCAGCCAAAGCAGCUUCUCUGAAUAGUCAACAUAAAUACUUCAGCAAGGCACUGGAACUAUACCAUAAACUGGAUUUGGACAGCAUCCUAAAGAAGUUUGACAUCACCCCUUCAGAAAAAUACUACACAUUUUCACAAAUUGAAGGAGUCAUAGAGAACUUCUACGGCGUCACACCUAAGAUCCAGUGUGCCCAUUCAUCAAAGAAUGCUGAUGUCCAGAUUUUGGGGCAGAUUGAGAUCUGUUUCAGUCCUGACUUCACCCUCCUGGACUGCGAGAAACAGUUUACCAUGAAAUCAAUACCUAAGGGAGACGGGGACAACCCCAUGGCUGUUGACAAGGCAUCUGGGUUCAGUGUGUGUGACCAUGAUAUGCCAGUUUACUACCCACCUCUUACAUAAUACACAUACAUGUGCAAACUGAAAUGCAACGCACACUACAACCCUACUUAAACACACACAAAGACAAAUAACACUUUAUUUACCAGUCAACUGUACUGUAAUUUAGCAUGCAAACACUGAGUAACUAUAAUUAAAUUUUUCUCAGGCUUUCAGUAUAAACAUCAUAGCUUUAAUGAUAAUGUACAUCACAAAUAGCCUCACACAAUCAAUGCACAAACAUUUUUUUUGAACGGCAUGAAAAUUCUGGCUUUGACAGGUACUUGAAAAAAAAUUACUGGGUAUUGUUGUUUUCAUAUCCUACAAAAGCCAGGACACACACUCCUCUAUUACAUAGUGCUUUAAUAGAAUUGUGUUCCUUCCUGACCCUUAUCAGUAGAUGAAUCCGAGGGUCUACAUCUUUUAGACAGUGGCCAGCUAUCAUGUGUAACCUUCUGAUGUUUUCCAACAACAUAAGCAAUUGCUCAAUGAUAUGCUGUAGGCCUGGUUAGGUCUGUCUAUGUUGCUGAACAGGGACUGUUCACACAUCACACGUGUGAGCUUAAAACCAAUAGUGUACAUACAUUAUGCAUAGACAAGAAAGUAAAUAUAGUGUAGAGAGUAAAUGUUUCAGUUUCUUCUGCAUUGUUCAUUUUCAAACUCAAGACCUACCCCAAGUUCAUUAUGCACCAUUUUUGCGACACACGCUCUACGCCUGUACAGAUAAAAUGUUUGAUUUCAAAGGAUGUAGCAAAUGUUUUGGUAAACAUUAUUUAAUUCUCCAGUGAUUUGUACAAUGAUUUGUUUCUAUUGGUGCUGUCUGGCUUUUUUAUGCAUAGAUAAAUGAAUUCAGCAUGAGCAGAAAGGUAAAUGAUGGUGGACAAAUGCUGUGGUGUGAAAUGACUAGCAUGAACUUCUGUACUGUCACUUUUUCAAUGUCAAUAAAACAUUAAAUAUUAA
Molecule: messenger RNA, 1896 nt
Organism: Micropterus dolomieu (smallmouth bass)
Lineage: Eukaryota; Metazoa; Chordata; Actinopteri; Centrarchiformes; Centrarchidae
Gene: rnaset2
Product: ribonuclease T2
Exons: 11
Coding region: 13-960 (315 amino acids)
Biological process (GO): RNA catabolic process
Cellular component (GO): extracellular region
Molecular function (GO): RNA binding; ribonuclease T2 activity
Source: RefSeq, a predicted model, not a curated record